AUGAAGGCCAUCGUCAUCAAGAGAGUCAUCCUCUUCAAACGGAGCGUGGUGUCACAGCUGAUACUGUUGAUGCUGCCAUUGGGCUUCACGAUGAUGGGGAUCAAAUUCGACAUGCACAUGCAGGCGAACAAAGAAUCAAAGCCGAUGUUUUUCUCGCUCGACCGAUUUAAAGAUCUGGUCGUUCCAGUCUUCAGCCACCCCUCUAGUGACGCCAACAUAGUCAAGAUGUACAAGGAACAGUUCACGACUUCGCCCGGUGUCUCUUUCGUAGAGUCCAGCGCAACGUCAGCGGUGAGUUCAUUUCAAUUCAGCCAAGUCUUCUUGAUCCCUGUUGGUUCCAUGCCAGUAUCUGUCUCGAGAUAUAUCUCGUCAUGUUCUUACGGUAUCACCAUUCCCACACCCUCUUUCGAAUUCUUGCACCACUGGGAUUUUUGCUCGUCUUCUUCCUCGCCUUUGUAAAUGUGAUUUUCUAGAAAGACUCGAUGUUAAAGAUUAUAUUCAAAUAUUAACAAAGUUUAGAGGUGUUUUCCAAUGUUAUGUGUUUGCAAUAAACAUUUUUCUAGGUUGGAUUUUGCCAUUUCUUUUUGUCCUAUCGUUUGUUUUGGUACCCGAGUAUGACGUGCCGUUGACUGGUUUAGUCAAUUCAAUCUGUUUUAAGACUCGGCCCGUCAGAUCAACAAUGCAUAACACAGAGUUGAAAACCAGUAUACAAGAAAAAACGACGCCACAGUUAGAGAUACUAAAACUAUUCAAUUUAAUUAUACUAUUACAUUUAUAUGAAAAAUGGAAGAUCGCAGAGUGGGAAAUAAAAAUCAUGUUAACUUGAAACACGCACAGCAAGUGGAAAACUACAAUCCUCGAAAGAUACUAAUAUCUAAUUGAAACAUACAUAAAUAGAACAAUCGCGUAAGUAUGUUAAGUCUCAUAAAUGUCCGGGAAAAAUAUUUAAAAAGUUCUCUACUGUUAGGAAAGAUGUCUGCAUAUAUAUAUAUAUAUAUAUAUAUAUAUAUAUAUAUAAAUAAAUAUUUAUAUAUAUAUAUAUAUAUAUAUAUAUAUGCGUGUGUAUAUAUAUUAAAAAUACAUAAAUAGAACAAUCGCGUAAGUAUGUUAAAUCUCAUAAAUGUCCGGGAAAAAUAUAUAAAAAGUUCUCUACUGUUAGAAAAGAUGUCUAUAUAUAUAUAUAUAUAUAUAUAUAUAUAUAUAUAUAUAAAUAAAUAUUUAUAUAUAUAUAUAUAUACAUAUACAUAUGCGUGUGUGUAUAUGUAGUAAGCUAGAACUCUCAAGAAAAAAUAAAUUGCAUAAAAUGCGCUACCUGCAAGCAGUCUCCGGAGCAUUUAGAAUGUAUUCUAUUGUAAUCAAACUUUUCCAAAGCAAAGGAGGUGUGGGUAAAAUGGGGAUUGGCGCUACACAUGUAAUCGGUGACGUCAAUACCAAAACAAAAGAAGGGGAUGGGGAUUGGUGGACGCUUUAGCUUUCCGUUGAAGUAAAAAAAAUUAGCUUGAAACACGCGCUAUACUAUACCACCGAGUUUCAAAUGACACAUUCUUUUUUUUAAAUUUCUUUUCUCUGUUUUUUUGGGGAGAUUGAUCGGUGAAGGGUGGAGGGUUGGAUUGCUGAUACUUUACAAAAUCGGGCAUUUCAUAAAAAAAAAUUGUAGUUCUAGUUAAUACUGGUUGAUGUCAUAAGAGUUUUCUGUCUUUUUUGUUUUUGUUUGUUUUGACACAGGAUAAUGUAACUGACUUUUUACUGGCCUGGGGAAAAUCCAACGGCAAACAAGCGUACGAAGACAAAAUGAUUGUUGGCGCCGUGUUUGAGGAGCACAAGCUGAUUUUAUUACACCAGAAAACUGCUGUCCACUCUGUCGGGAUUUCUGUAAGUGCAAAUUGACCAUUGAUCCAAAAUGAUUUAAAUGAUAAGGCAAACUGGAAAAAGAUAAUCGGUUAAAAAAAAGAGAUGCAAACUUUCUUUUUCAUGUGGUAGUUCAUUUUGGGGGCUCCUUGUUAAGGAGAAAUGCGUCCUAGGGGCUCCUUGUUAAGGAGAAAUGCGUCAUGUGGUAGUUCAUUUUGGGGGCUCCUUGUUAAGGAGAAAUGCGUCAUGUGGUAGUUCAUUUUGGGGGCUCCUUGUUAAGGAUAAAUGCGUCUUAUUUUGGGAUGCUUUCAAAAUCGUAUUUACCUAAUUUAAUUAAUUUUUUGGGGGGUUUUUGUUCUAAAGAUUCAGCUACUGGCCAACGCCUUCGUGCAGGGCGUCCUUGGCGCCGACUAUUCCAUAACGUUGGGUGUUUAUCACGACCUACUCAAGGAGGACAAAAUCGCCCUUUCCAUACAGAUUGGCACCUUAUUCUGUCUAGGAUUUGCCAUGUCUCUCGUUCCCGUGAUCUUCAUCUACGGCCUCAUCGCAGAGCGUGCUGUAAGUGUAUCUGAUAGUUUGUGCUUACCAAUCCGCGGCUGUUUGGAGUUAUGCCCAAGGGGCAGCAAUGACUUGGUUUGAUAUAUCAUUGCUGCUGUAAGUGUGUCUAAUAGUUUGUGCUCUCCCAUCCACGGCUGUUUUGAGUUGUGGCCAGGGGAAUCAAGGACGUGGCUUGAGAUAUCAUUGUUGCUGUAAGUGUGUCUAAUAGUUUUUGCUCACCAAUCCACGGCUGUUUGGAAUUAUGCCCAAGGGGCAGCAAUGACGUUGUUUGAGAUAUCAUUGCUGUUGUAAGUGAGUCUGCUAGUUUGUGCUCACAAAUCCACGGCUGUUUGGAGUUCGGCCCAGGGGCAGCAAGGACGUGGUUUGAGAUAUCAUUGUUGGUGGAUCUUUAAACAUCGGGAAAAAAACGCCGAAUAUCUCAUCACAAAGUUGUUUAAGUAUCGUUCUUUUGGUAAGAUAAAGAGAUCAAACCAAACUGAAUGGUUAGAAUGUAACAAUAAGUUUUUACCGACAUCGGUAUGAAAGGGACAAAAAAAAACCUCCAUUUAAAUUUGUAUUCGAGUUCGUGGCAAGAAUAUAUUUUCUUGUUGCCCCAUUUUUCUUACAGCUAGGAGCUAAACACCUCCAGUCCUUAAGUGGGGUCAGUCCAAUGGCUUACUGGCUGGGCGUGUACUUUUUUGACCUGUUUCUCUUCACCAUCAUCAUCGCCACAAUCAUGUGUGGGUUUGGUGUCAAUCCUGACCUAUACUUGGCCAGGGGCCGAUGGAUGGUCACUUUACUCAUCCUGAUAUCCUUUGCCGUGGCGAUGUUCCCUUAUCUGUACGCCGUGCAAAUACUCUUCAACAACCCAGCCAGCGGGGUGUCCAUAAUCCUAACCUUCAAUAUUUUUAUAGGUAGGUUCAUUGUGAUGUGUAGUGAUUGCUCAUGUUGUUAGUGAUGUGUAGUGGUUUCUCAUGUUGUUACUGAUGUGCAGUGGUUUCUCAUGUUGUUAGUGAUGUGCAGUGGUUUCUUAUGUUGUUAGUGAUAUGUAGUGGUUUCUCAUGUUGUUAGUGAUGUGUAGUCGUUUCUCAUGUUGUUUGUGAUGUGUAGUGGUUUCUCAUGUUGUUAGUGAUGUGCAGUGGUUUCUCAUGUUGUUAGUGAUGUGUAGUCGUUUCUUAUGUUGUUUGUGAUGUGCAGUGGUUUCUCAUGUUGUUAGUGAUAUGCAGUGGUUUCUCAUGUUGUUAGUGAUGUGCAGUGGUUUCUCAUGUUGUUAGUGAUGUGCAGUGGUUUCUUAUGUUGUUAGUGAUGUGUAGUGGUUUCUCAUGUUGUUAGUGAUGUGUAGUCGUUUCUCAUGUUGUUUGUGAUGUGUAGUGGUUUCUCAUGUUGUUAGUGAUGUGCAGUGGUUUCUCAUGUUGUUAGUGAUGUGUAGUGGUUUCUCAUGUUGUUUGUGAUGUGCAGUGGUUUCUCAUGUUGUUAGUGAUAUGCAGUGGUUUCUCAUGUUGUUAGUGAUGUGCAGUGGUUUCUCAUGUUGUUAGUGAUGUGUAGUGGUUUCUCAUGUUGUUAGUGAUGUGUAGUGGUUUCUCAUGUUGUUAGUGAUGUGUAGUGGUUUCUCAUGUUGUUAGUGAUGUGUAGUGGUUUCUCAUGUUGUUACUGAUGUGUAGUGGUUUAUCAUGUUGUUAGUAAUGUGUAGUGGUUUCUCAUGUUGUUUGUGAUGUGUAGUGGUUUCUCAUGUUGUUACUGAUGUGUAGUGGUUUAUCAUGUUGUUAGUUAUGUGUAGUGGUUUCUCAUGUUGUUUAGGAUGUGUAGUUGUUUAUCAUGAUUUUUGUGAUAAAUAGAGGUAUCUCAUGUUGUUGUAAUGUGUAGUGGUUCAUCGGAACAUAAUUUUAAAUUUCUUAAACUGCAUUAAGCAGCUGAAGAUUUUUCAGAAGAGUAGAUCAGCAACUUUAUGGGACUGUGGGAUUAAAUCUAGCCGGAACUUAAAUGUUUUAUUUUUACAAAUUUAUUUUUUUGCAAAUUUCAUCUGCACAUACUUAUUUUUUUUUUUCGCAAUGCAUUCUAAGAAAUGUUAAUUUAUUUGCUACGUUUGAUUGAGUGGUACCCUGACUUCGAUAGAAAGUCAUUUUUAAAGUUUUAAAUUUUUUGGGGGUAUUUUUUUUUAUUAAAGACUUUCCUUUUACACGUGGAUAAUCCUGUAGAGCGUAUUUGUGUUGUUUAUAGGUGUAAAGUAGACAGUGAUAGAGUGAGCCGGGCAGUGGUUGACAGGAUGAAUGUAUGAGUGGGAGAGUAGGUGAAUAAGUGUGUGAUUGCAUGAGUGGGUAAAUGAGUGUUUGAGGGAGUUAAUGAGUGGGUGAAAGGUGGUAGUGAGUGAGUCAGAGGGUGGGUGAGGGAGUAGGUGAAUGGGAGAAUGGCUGAGUAGGAGAGUAGGUGAGUGGGGAGUGAGUGAGUGGGUGAGUGAGUGCGUAGGUGAGUGGGUGAGUGGGAGAGUGGCUGAGUGGGUGAGUGAGUGGGUAAGUGAGUGGAUGAGUGGGAGAGCGAGUGAGGGGGUAAGUCAGUGAGUGAGUGAUUGGUAGGUAUUUGGCUUGUAUAUAUGUGCAUGUCGACAAAAAAUAGGGUAUAGACCACAUUAGUGUAUGUCUCAUCUCCAGGUGUUAGUGCCGGUGUCCUGGUUGCAAGCCUGAGAAUGACGGUUAGAGAAGGUUUUGCCACAUACUUACAUCUGAUCCUCGCUUUCAUUUCGCCGAAUUACGUGUUAACAUCAGCGCUGGUGACAUUCGCCCUGAC
Messenger RNA from Lymnaea stagnalis (great pond snail), 5166 nucleotides. The record is from the annotation of a GenBank genome assembly. NCBI's taxonomy places the organism in Eukaryota, Metazoa, Mollusca, Gastropoda, Lymnaeidae.